UACAUCAGUACGUUUUGUUGGGGAUUGGUAAGGUAAGAUGGCGGCGCCAGAGGAGCAGGAAUUAUCCCAGGCGCAGACUGAAAAACUCCUUCAGUUUCAGGACCUCACGGGCCUGGAGUCUAUGGACCAAUGUCGACGCACGUUAGAACAGCACAAUUGGAAUAUCGAGGCAGCCGUGCAGGACAGACUGAAUGAGCAGGAAGGAGUUCCCAGCGUAUUCAACCCCCCUCCCUCUAGACCUUUACAGGUCAAUACAGCUGACCACAGAGUGUAUAGCUAUAUUGUAUCAAGGCCACAGCCCAGAGGCCUGUUAGGAUGGAGUUACUACUUAAUAAUGCUUCCAUUCAGGUUUACAUAUUACACUCUUCUGGACAUAUUCAGGUUCGCCCUGCGCUUUAUCAGACCGGACCCCAGAGGAAGAGUUACAGACCCAGUAGGAGAUGUGGUCUCAUUUAUUCAUAGUUUUGAAGAGAAGUAUGGCCGAUCACAUCCUGUCUUUUAUCAAGGAACAUACAGCCAGGCACUGAAUGAUGCGAAACGGGAGCUACGUUACUUGCUAGUAUACUUACACGGAGAAGAGCACCAGGACACCGAUGAGUUUUGUCGUUCCACGUUAUGCACGGAAGAGGUCCUGACAUUCAUUAAUACGAGGAUGCUUUUUUGGGCGUGUUCCACCAACAAGCCGGAGGGCUACAGAGUGUCCCAGGCCUUGCGAGAGAACACCUACCCCUUUCUGGCCAUGAUCAUGCUUAAGGAUAGGAAGAUGACCGUGGUGGGCCGGCUAGAGGGGCUCAUCCAACCAGAGGACCUCAUCAACCAGCUCAACUUCAUCAUGGAGGCCAACCAGACCUACCUGAUGUCCGAACGCCUGGAGAGGGAAGAGAGGAACCAGACGCAGGUCUUAAGGCAGCAGCAGGACGAGGCCUACCUGGCUUCACUCCGAGCAGACCAGGAGAAGGACCGCAAGAAGAGAGAGGAGCAAGAGCAGAAGAGGCAGGAGGAGGAGAAGGUUCGCCAGGGCGUGCUGGCAGAGGAGAGGAGGAGACGGACACUCCAGGAGGAGAAGGAGCGCAAGUCUGAAUGUCUCCCCCCAGAGCCUGCCCUGGACGACCCUGACAGUGUUAAAAUAGUGUUCAAACUCCCCAAUGACACGCGGGUAGAGAGGAGGUUCCUCUUCAGCCAGUCACUAACGGUAAUACACGACUUCCUGUUUUCUUUGAAAGAAAGCCCGGAGAAAUUCCAAAUAGUUACAAACUUCCCCCGCCGAGUCCUUCCCUGCCUACCUACGGUGGAGCAGCCCAACCCCCCGACACUCAAGGAGGCCGGCCUCAGUCGGUCAGAAGUCCUAUUUGUGCAAGACCUCACGGACGAUUGACAUCUAGCUUAUCUCCCUGGCUCGUGAAAAAGCUUCUUUUUUUUUUUUUUUUCUUUUGUAUUUUAUUUUGUCGAAUGACCAUUGUGCACAAGGGAUCACUAAAAUUAACCUCUGGAAAAUAUUUCAAGCCCCUGUCCCACUGUCCCUCCUCCCAAUACCCGACUCAGACUGAUUUGGUUUUUGUUGAAGGAGAGCAACGUGAACUGCCCUGUAAAUACAAUACCAAGAUAUUUAAGAACACGCCUGAAAUUCACUAUACUUUAACUUUUUUUAAAAAAAAAUGCGAAGUUGACCAUAUAAUGUACGAAACGACCAAAAGCAGUUUGAGGGGUUGAAAAACUAAUGGGCUACUUGCACCUCUUAACUGACUGAGAUCAAAAACUAGGGACACAGCUUUUACAUGUGCCCCUGUCUAUAUAGUAUAGUACAAGUGUGCCCAUAGUGUGCCUGUGGUAAUUCAUAGAUGCCUAUUUUGCCCUUCUACCAUCUGAAUGGGCCGGUCAUGUAAAGAUGUAAUUUUCCAACUAUAUAAAUUAAACAUUUUAAAAUGUU
Messenger RNA from Alosa alosa (allis shad), 1927 nucleotides. RefSeq names its product Fas associated factor family member 2 (gene faf2). The transcript has 11 exons. The record is from RefSeq and is a predicted model, not a curated record. Gene Ontology annotation, molecular function: ubiquitin binding. The coding region runs from base 38 to 1375 and encodes 445 amino acids. Gene Ontology annotation, cellular component: endoplasmic reticulum. NCBI's taxonomy places the organism in Eukaryota, Metazoa, Chordata, Actinopteri, Clupeiformes, Clupeidae.